GCUGUGCUGCGCACGCGACUCCAACACUCUUGAAUCCUCAGAUACUUGCGCGAGAUCAAGACCGACCAUUGACACCCGCUGCACGAUCCCGAACCGUCCAAUGGACGCCGCUACCAUCUUCCGGCAGGGCAUGGGUCCUGCCGGGCCCCGUAUGAACCAUGCUUUCAUGAGCCAUCCUCAACAGCAGCAACCGCCACCGCCGCCGCCGCAGCAACAGCAGCAGCAGUUCAGAAAAGCGCCCUCGCCCCAGGACGACACCUCUGAUGGUGACACCUCUGGCCAUCGUAUUGCCCAUACCCUGACGGCGUGCUGCCGCUGUCGACAGAGGAAAACACGAUGCGAUCCUACUCUGCCCCGGUGCUUGCCAUGCGAACGAUCAGGCUCGACCUGCGAGUAUCUUGAUGCAGCCAAAGGUCGUAAAAUCAAUCGCUACUAUGUUAUCAAGCUCCAGGACAGGGUGAGGCUGCUGGAGGCCGAGUUGAGCCAGUACACCGACGAAGACAACGAGUUUCCCAGGAGCACCGAGGAUAUGGUACGCCCCGGCGGAAUGGUUCGUCUGAACGGUGGCGACGAGACACCGCGGUACCUCGGGCCUAGUAGCGGUAUUGCCAUGACGCGGCUUCUCAUGGAGGAGGCCAAGCGCUACACGGAUUCGAAACGCAUUUCCGACCUCAUUCCCAGUGUACGCGCCCGACAGGCUCGUAUGCAAUCCAUUCAGAUGACCGGCCCGGCGGCACGGAGGAAGAGCUAUCCCAUGAUCAGCCAACACCCCGCUGAGAGCCUGCCCACCAGGGCCGUCGCCGAUAAGUUGCUGGAAAUCUUCAACCAAAAGGCUCAACUAUUCUGGCCUGUGCUACAUGAGGGGGAUCUACGAGCGGACAUGGAGGCGGUUUACAAUGGCGAUAAUGAACCUUAUAGGACCUUCAUCGUUCGCAUGGUCGUUGCCAUCAGUUUGCAGAAGCUGGACACCCAAUAUGCCGGUCUCGCGGAUAGCUAUUACCUGGCUGCGAUGCAAUAUUUCGAGGACAUUGUCCGACCCAAGGACCUCAAGACGCUGCAAUGUCUGGUCUUGAUGGGCCAAUACUCGCUCCUCACGCCAACUCGGACUCCGAUUUACUACGUGGUUGGUCUUGCGACUCGAAUUUGCCAGCAGGAAGGCCUUGCGAGCGAGAAGACGAUUUCGACAGGCUACAACCUGGACCCCAAGACGAUCGACUUGCGGCGACGUAUCAUCUGGACUGUGGCCGCAAUGGAAUACGGGUUGGCGCAUAGUAUGGGCCGGCCCAACAGCUUUGCCACAGGCGAUGACCGUAUGGAUGUAGACUUCUUCUCGCCCGUCGAUGACGAGAACAUUACCGAGCACGGCAUCAAGCCGGCUCCCCCAAGCGAGCGCAAGCUCGUGGCCAUCCAUUUCUACAAGAUGCGAAUGUGCCAGGCAGAGAUUCGGAGGGCACUCUACGAGAAGAAGAGACCGGAACCAAAGAACGACUCGCAUCCCUGGUACCAGAGAGUGGAGAAGAUGAACAAGGACUGGCUGGACGCAUCGCCAGAGAACCCGGCCUGGUGUAAACCUUGGUUCACUGGCCGAUAUCACCAGAUGCGAAUCUUCAUGUACAGGCCGUCUCCUCAGGUUCCCAAGCCGUCCCCUCGGGCGGCCAAGCUCUGCUACGAAAGCGCGGCAUUCAUCGUCAACCUGUCCAGCAAGCAGAUGGAGAGUGGAAUCGACAUCACCUGGGUCUUCCUACUGACUGUCAACAUGUCACUCAACACCCUCCUCUGGUCCGUCUCGUUUCCAGUGGUGCGGCAAGAACACCCUCGCGAAGAGGUAGAGAAGCUCGUCAGCGCAUGCUUGGACGUUCUUGAUCGCUGUGCAGAACGAUGGCCCGGAACCGCAUCCACUUCCCAGCUGUAUCAGAUCUUCUCCAAGGCGUGUUUGCAGAGCUACGAAUCGCGCCAGACACCUGGACAGCCAGCCAACUUCUUCACAACCCCCCCGUCCUUUACUGAUCAUCAGUCACCUCCAGACGCCUUCUCCCAGACGAACUCUCAACAACCUCCUUAUGCGAACCCGCCUCAGUUCAGCUACGUCUUCGACUCCCCCCCUGAGGCGAUGAACACGUUCGCCUUCGACCCCAACUUUCCCCCACCGCAGCCCACCUUCCGAUCCAACUCCAUCUUCUGUAACCCUGCGAGCAAUGAACCGACAGGCCGCAGGUUCUCCUACUUCCCCCCCGACUUCACCCAGCCCGGGGAAGGGGGUCCAGAUGACCCAACACCGCCUGCGACCACGACUCCUGAGCAGCACAUGGCGUCGCCUCCCGACCAUCUGUCUGAUCAACUACCAACGCCACCUGAUUCCGCCCUUACUGGAAACAUGACGACACCCGGCUCUGUGCUCUCCCCACCGAGCAGCAUGACGCAGCAGCACACCCCCAACAUGCAACACGCAUCCCCGGUUCCCAUGUCUGCGCACACCAACAUGUCUCCUCCACAGAAGCCGGGUCUUCCCCAGCGUGGACCGACCUUCUCUGUUCCGCCGACAAGCCAGUCUGCUCUCGCCCAGCGACCGCUGCCCGCUCCGAACGGUAUUGGCGACUGGUUCUCUCCGCCUCCGCCCUUCAUCUCCCCCUUCUCCUUCGGCAACAUGAGCAACAGUUUCUUUAACGAUGGCAUGUCUGCAGGACCUGGCAAUUACGGAGACAUGUCGGGCUCCGGCCUUGGUCUGCAGAACCUCGACGCCGCCGCCAUGACUGGGCCCCAGUUUGACUACAACUUCACCCGCCAGGGCAGCCUCACUCAGUCACAGCAGCUCGAGCUUAUGAACGUGCUCGAAACCGAGGGGAUGACGGACAUUGACGCCUUUUUGAGCGGCAACACGGUACCUAACACCAGGUGGUAUUGAGAACACUUGACGAGUAUUGAGUACCAUAUAUAGCGGACGGAGGAGAGGCCAACAUGCAUGGGGAGGCGUUUCUUGCUUUGAUUCGCGAAUAUCAUUA
This is a messenger RNA of Ilyonectria robusta, 2999 nucleotides long. RefSeq names its product fungal-specific transcription factor domain-containing protein. Gene Ontology annotation, molecular function: sequence-specific DNA binding; DNA-binding transcription factor activity, RNA polymerase II-specific; zinc ion binding. The transcript is spliced from 4 exons. Gene Ontology annotation, biological process: positive regulation of transcription by RNA polymerase II; DNA-templated transcription. Lineage: Eukaryota; Fungi; Ascomycota; Sordariomycetes; Hypocreales; Nectriaceae. The record is from RefSeq and is a predicted model, not a curated record. The coding region runs from base 101 to 2902 and encodes 933 amino acids.